Molecule: messenger RNA, 944 nt
Organism: Papilio xuthus (Asian swallowtail)
Lineage: Eukaryota; Metazoa; Arthropoda; Insecta; Lepidoptera; Papilionidae
Product: ras-related protein Rap-2b
Exons: 3
Coding region: 101-943 (280 amino acids)
Molecular function (GO): GTP binding; GTPase activity
Source: RefSeq, a predicted model, not a curated record
UCAGUUAGUUCGCACGUCGUGUUACCGAGUUAACGCGCAACGCCUGUUGGACGCGAUCGUGAAACAAUAGUAUGUGUUAAGUGUCCUGACAACGACCACGAUGAAAGGUAGACACCAAUUUCGACGCAGAUUCAGUCUACAGCCCUCAUUUUUGAAAGAAGAGCCCGAGGAAGAGAGAAGACCGCACAGCCGGGCUGAGAGGACUGAAGACACGGUUGCCAGUAACCUAACCAACAAUGCGGUUAGACACAAGAUCGUUGUCCUCGGAGCUGCUAAAGUUGGAAAGUCUUCAUUGAUCACACAAUUCCUAUACGGAACAUUCUCUUUUAAAUACAAACGAACAAUUGAAGAAAUGCAUCAUGGCGACUUCAAUGUAUCUGGGGUACGAUUGACAUUGGAUAUUUUGGAUACAUCAGGUGCAUAUGAGUUCCCCGCUAUGCGCACCCUAUCCAUGCAAUCUGCGGACGCAUUUAUCCUUGUCUAUGAUAUAACGGAUGCGAACAGCUUUGCUGAAGUACGCGCGCUCAGAGAUCAAAUCCAUGAAGUGAAAGCGAGCACGGCCGUGCCUAUAGUUGUGGUUGGGAAUAAAGUUGAUUUAGCCGAAACUGGAGAGAGAGAGGUUGAAUUCCACACAACGGAGUCUGUGGUGACAGUAGACUGGGAGAACGGGUUCGUUGAAGCGUCAGCAAAAGACAACAUUAACGUAUCCCAAAUCUUCAAGGAGCUGCUGGUCCAGGCGAAGGUUAAAUAUAAUCUGUCACCGGCGCUACGACGGAGACGACGUCAGUCUCUACCCACCGGACCCCAAGGACCACCAGGGUCUAGCAACUCUGCAGCAUCACCUGCACAACCCCAUGUACCCUCGCCAGCUCAGCUUGCGCAUUUACAACAAAUACGAGAGCGUCAUGCUAACAGCAAACGUAACUCUUGCGUUAUUUCUUAAA